UCGAAGCCCCUCUCUCUCUCUCUCUCUCUCUCGCCGCAAACCGGAACAAUGUCCCACUAACCGCAGAGAAGGAUUACUAGAAAGAAAAAGGCAUCCCGAAUUGCCCUCUCUCUCUCUCUCUCUUUCACGAAGAAAAUGGCGGCGGCGGCGGCUGCAGGAGCAGGAGGAUCGAUGGCAAUCUCGAGCUUUGCGUCCUCUUCAUACUUCAGACGCGAAGCCAACGCCUCCAAACUGCCAAUGACGGCUGGUAAAUUACCCACUUUGCGCCCGAUAAUUGCUUGCUCUGCUGUGCAAGAAUCAUCUACUCCUACAGUUGCUCCUGAAACAAAGAAGAAAGAGGAGGCAAAGACAGCUAAAGCAGAAGCUCCUGCGAAGCCAAAGCCAAAACCUCCGGCAAAAGCUCCAGCCAAGCCACUGCCUGAGCUCAUGGAAGAGGAGGUGAUCCCUUCACUGAAAGCAACUCUUGAAGCCCAAGAUGACAUCUCUGAGCUUGAGUUAUCCUUUGAAGAAAACAGGCUACAAGGUUCCUUUCUAACGAAGGGCAAUCCUUAUUCAUUUUGGGCCUUCUUCCCCAAUGGAGUUCUCACCGGUCCGAAAGGUUUUUCCCUGUCAUCGUACGGGUCAGGAGCAAGCACUGUUGAGCCAUUCCUCAUUGAUGAGAAAAAAAUAACGGCAAAACACAUUGUAUUCUGGGUGGAGAAGCGUUUGGCAGCUCAAGGAAUAAUUCCUGUGUGGAAAGAAUAACUAAACUAACUAAUUUUGAGGGUAGGUUCCCAAUGCAACCAGUUACUACAUGUAUCAAUUUUUGGUUUCAUUUGAUGAUAAUGAUAAUAGCGCUUUCUGUCCAUAAAGAUUUGCAAUUGUUCAUAUGUAAAUGCGUUAGUUUCUUCCAAGAAACACGCCAAAUAUCAUCACUAGUAGUAUCAUGUUAUUCUUGGUACUUUAUUUUACAAGAAUUCUGUCAAA
This is a messenger RNA of Diospyros lotus (date-plum), 966 nucleotides long. RefSeq lists its product as uncharacterized. The transcript has 5 exons. The record is from RefSeq and is a predicted model, not a curated record. The coding region runs from base 136 to 744 and encodes 202 amino acids. NCBI's taxonomy places the organism in Eukaryota, Viridiplantae, Streptophyta, Magnoliopsida, Ericales, Ebenaceae.